AUGCAAUCAACUGGAUUCAAAGGAAACCACGAACACGCUGAUUACAUCGUAACUGGAGCAUGGUCCUCAAAAGCAGCUGAAGAAGCUGAAAAGUAUAUUAAAGUGAAGAAAGUCUUCCAACCAUCAAAACCAUAUGUGACAGUACCAGAUCAAGAGAAAUGGACACAUGAUGAGAAGGCUGCAUAUUUGUAUUACUGUGCAAACGAAACUGUACACGGAAUCGAAUUCACACCGACUGCACCAGAAUCUCAUAAUGUUCCACUGAUUGCUGAUGUUUCAGCAAACUUCAUGGCUCGUCCAUUCGAUUUCAAGGAUCACGGUGUUGUAUUCGGUGGAGCUCAAAAGAAUCUUGGUGCCGCUGGUCUUAAAAUCGUAAUUGUUAGAAAAGACUUGAUCGGAAAAAAACAAGGAAUCACUCCAGCUGUUUUCAGUUAUAAAGAAAUAAUUGCUAACAACAGCUUGUAUAAUACACCACCUACUGGAGGAAUCUACACUACUAAUCUUGUCUUGAAAUGGAUUAAAGCUAAAGGAGGACUUCAAGCAAUUUAUGAAUUGAAUCUCAAAAAGUCUGGAUUGAUCUAUGGAAUCAUUGACAAUUCCAAUGGAUUCUAUCAUUGUGCUGUUGAUAAGAGAUACCGUAGUAUCAUGAAUGUUUGCUUCCGAAUCGGUGGAGCAUCUGGAAACGAUGAAUUGGAGGAGAAGUUCUUGAAAGGAGCCAUUGAAAGGAACAUGAUCAGUUUGAAAGGACAUCGAUCAGUCGGUGAAAUCCGUGCUUCACUUUAUAACGCCAUCACAUUAGAAGAGACUCAAGUUCUUGCCACGUGGAUGAAUGAGUUCGAGAAACAAUACAACACUAAUUAA
This is a messenger RNA of Caenorhabditis remanei, 861 nucleotides long. RefSeq lists its product as uncharacterized. Gene Ontology annotation, biological process: L-serine biosynthetic process. The coding region runs from base 1 to 861 and encodes 286 amino acids. The transcript has 4 exons. Gene Ontology annotation, molecular function: O-phospho-L-serine:2-oxoglutarate transaminase activity; pyridoxal phosphate binding. Lineage: Eukaryota; Metazoa; Nematoda; Chromadorea; Rhabditida; Rhabditidae. Gene Ontology annotation, cellular component: cytoplasm. The record is from RefSeq and is a predicted model, not a curated record.